UUGAGGAAAGUCCUGGGAAAGCAAUAAUCAAACUACCAACUCACAAUAUUUGUAUUCAUUUGUGAAUACUUUAUAACACGGACCUGUAUAACAUGCAAUGGAGAAGUUUUCAUCUUACCAGAACUGAGGUGUAUCCAUUCCAAAGAAUCAUAUCUGACAACAUGAAAUAAUGAAUUUCAGUCAACCUGGAAUGAGUGAGCAUUCAGACUUCUGUUAUGAGUCUGUGAAUACAUCUUGCCCAAAGGUAACCUACCCAACAGCGAUACGGAUUCCACUUUAUAUUUUUUUCUUGACCAUCAUUGUACUAACUAUGAGUGGAAACCUCCUUGUCAUCAUUUCCAUCGCUCAUUUCAAACAGCUGCACACUCCAACCAACUACCUCAUCCUCUCUCUGGCAGUGAUUGACUUCCUUCUAGCAGUAGUCAUCAUGCCGCCUAGCAUGGUGCGAACGAUUGAGACAUGCUGGUACUUUGGAGACACGUUCUGUAAAAUCCAUUUAAGUACUGAUAUCAUGCUGUGCACUGCAUCCAUUUUGAAUCUUUCUUUCAUUUCCAUUGAUCGAUAUUACGCAGUUUGCCAGCCCCUCCACUACAGGACUAAGAUCACCAGUGUUACUAUAGUGAUCAUGAUCCUGAUCAGUUGGAACCUGUCAUUCAUCUUUGGGUUUGGAAUGAUAUUUAUGAAUGUGAUCAUUUGGGGUGUCGAAGAUUUUAACUACAAUGACUUUCAUUGUUUUGGAAGCUGUUUUUUUUCUCAGACCAAGACAUCUGCAAUCAUAGCUUCAGUUCUAUCUUUUUACAUACCAGGGUUCAUUAUGAUCACUAUCUAUCAGAAAAUAUUCCACAUUGCCCUAAAGCAAGUCCGCUCAAUCCACCGCACUACAUGUCACCAGAUACAAACUGGAAACAGCACAUCUUCAAGCAACAUGGAGCGAAAGGCUACAAAGACUCUGGCCAUUGUUAUGGGGGUAUUCCUGUCAUGCUGGUCACCCUUUUUUGUGUGUAACCUAAUUGAUCAAAUCAUUAAUUAUUCUAUUCCACCUGUUUGGUUUGACGCAUUGUUCUGGGUUGGCUAUUUCAAUUCAACAUGCAAUCCUAUUGUUUAUGCUUUCUUUUACAGCUGGUUUAGGAAAGCCUUCAAAAUGACAAUUUAUGGUAAAAUAUUUCAAGCACAUUCCUCAAGAACAAAACUGUCCGCAGACUGAAAAGCUUGAAUAUAAUUUGUGCAACUGAAAUCUAAAUUAAAUUAUUCAAGCUGAAGGAGAUGCAGAAUUUACAGAAUCGUUUUACAAGUGAAAAACACAUUUUAUAAAUGUGCAAAAAAAAAAAAAAAAAAAAUUAA
This is a messenger RNA of Anguilla anguilla (European eel), 1341 nucleotides long. RefSeq names its product trace amine-associated receptor 1-like. Gene Ontology annotation, molecular function: trace-amine receptor activity. Gene Ontology annotation, cellular component: membrane. The record is from RefSeq and is a predicted model, not a curated record. Lineage: Eukaryota; Metazoa; Chordata; Actinopteri; Anguilliformes; Anguillidae. The transcript is spliced from 2 exons. Gene Ontology annotation, biological process: adenylate cyclase-activating adrenergic receptor signaling pathway. Bases 170 to 1204 code for a protein of 344 amino acids.